This is a messenger RNA of Chara braunii, 2638 nucleotides long. The record is from the annotation of a GenBank genome assembly. Lineage: Eukaryota; Viridiplantae; Streptophyta; Charophyceae; Charales; Characeae.
UCUUUUUCACAUUUGGUAAGGACAUUUGGUAAGGGGUGCAGCGAGUCCGACUGUAACCUUUUAAACCACAAGAGGGAGCGCGCGGUCGUCGAGAAGAACAGAAGACCAUGAAUUGCGCGGGCGCAUAUUGAAGGCUCUGGCUCUGCCUCUGCCUCUGCCUCUCUCCUCUGGCUCUGGCUCUGGCUAUGGCGCUUGAACAUAAGGCGGCGGACGACUGAUGAGAUGUGAAACGCACAAACAAUUCCUCCGCCGUCGGAUCUUCGGAAGGUGCGCACGCCACUGCCAGCCAGCCAGCCAGCGAGAGAGAGAGAGAGAGAGAGAGAGAGAGAGAGAGAGAGAGAGAGAGAGAGAGAGAGAGAGAGAGAGAGAGAGAGCGGUACGUGGUGCGGGUGAUCUCCAAGGAUGUCGACUGUGGGCGAGACGAUCAGUUGCAAAGGUAGUCGAGGGGGAGGGGAUCUCAUGUCAGGACUGAACGUGUACCGGAGAGGGAAGCAGGAUCCCGCCUCUAUGUUGGCGAUCCCGACAGGAGUCAGGAUCAAGAUCACACACACGGCGCUCUGCCACACUGAUGCAUACACGCUCUCAGGACAGGAUCCGGAGGGACUCUUCCCUUGCAUCCUUGGGCAUGAAGCAGCAGGGGUUGUGGAGAGUGUAGGGGAGGGAGUGACGGAUCUGCAACCGGGGGAUCAUGUGAUUCCCUGCUAUCAGGCAGAAUGUCGGGAGUGCAAGUUCUGCCUCUCCGGGAAGACGAACCUGUGCGGGAAGGUGCGCGUUGCGACAGGCGCUGGGGUGAUGCUCACGGACAGGAAGUCGCGGUUCUCGAUCCGCGGACAGCCCAUUUACCAUUUUAUGGGGACGUCAACGUUCAGCGAGUACACCGUCGUGCAUGAUGUGUCAGUUGCUAAGAUCCAUCCCGAUGCCCCGCUUGACAAGGUCUGCUUGCUGGGAUGUGGGAUCCCUACAGGAUUGGGAGCGGUCCUGAACACCGCAAAGGUCGAGCCCGGGGCUACGGUUGCAGUGUUUGGUCUUGGGACUGUUGGACUCGCGGUCUGCUCUGGAGCUCAAAUGGCGGGCGCGUCCCGCAUCAUUGGAGUCGAUAUCGACCCCAAAAAAUUUGAAAGAGCGAAGGACUUCGGCGCAACAGAGUUCGUCAACCCGAGGGACUAUGAAGGGAGACCCAUUCAACAGGUGAUCGUUGACUUGACAGAUGGAGGAGUUGACUACAGUUUUGAGUGUAUCGGCAAUGUCAAUGUGAUGCGUGCGGCAUUGGAGUGCUGCCAUAAGAAAAUCAAGGUUGACGAGUACAUAACUCAUGAGAUGCCAUUGGAGAAAAUCAAUGACGCAUUUGAUUUGCUGCAUGGAGGCGAGUGCUUGCGCUGUGUCAUCCACAUGUGAAUUGGCACUAAAUUCAGUAAUCGACGUAAUCGCGUCAUCGGACGAGAAACUCAGACGAGCGCUUGUGUGAGUACAACAAAAACAAAUCCCUACGUUUGGUGCCAUUUAUCCGACUACGUGACUUUCCUAAAGAGGACAGUGUGAAGAAGGUACGCACAGGCAGAGGCAGAAGAGGCAGAGAUCGACCUGAAAAGCGAAGUGCAGCGGAGGGUUUCAGGCUUCCGUUUGACGAAGAGUCGAAGACAUUCAACACGUACACAAUGGGGUUUAUCAACGGCCGGUGUUUGGACUCCAAUGUCCAGACGUUUUGAAAGCCACGUACGUGAGCUUGGAGACAUUUCUGAAUCCACCCACUUUUUGCGUUGACAUUCUGAAGCCACUUUUUGUGUUGACAUUCUGAAUCCACCCACUUUUUGCGUUGACAUUCUGAAUCCACUUUUUGCGUUGACAUUCUGAAUCCACUUUUUGCGUUGACAUUCUGAAUCCACUUUUUGCGUUGACAUUUUGAAUCCACUUUUUGCGGUGAUAUUCUGAAUGAGAUUUUUUUUCCUCCCUUUCCCUCACCUAAGACACUUGUUCUGUUUGAGCUUUGAGUCUUCUUCUUCUUCUUCUACCUCUUCUUCUUCUCCCCUCCUCCUCCUCCUCCUCUUCUUCCCCCUUCCUCCUCUUCUUCUUCCCUCUUCCUCUCGUUACACUACAUCUCCUCCUCUCUUCCUCCUCCUUUCUUUCCUUCCUCUUCUUCUCCUCCUCCUCCUCCUCUUUCUCCUCCUUAUUUCUUCUUAUCCUCCUCCUCCUCCUCCUCCUCCUCCUCCUCCUCCUCCUCCUUUUUCCUGUCUUUUUUUUGUUCUUUCUUGGGACCAAAUUCUGAUCGCAUUAUCUGGUCGCAUUUUAGGGCAGGUUCGGUUCAUCUGUAGCUAGAUGUGGUUUCCGACCAGGGUGGUUCUACUGCGGUAUCCUCUGCUUCAUCCUGUCAUUGUUUUUUUUUUGUUGUUGUUCCUCCCCACCUCGGCAUCCUGUCUGCGCCAUUUAAUGCGUGGAUAGUUCUGUAAAGAAGCUUUCUUUUUUCUCCCCAGUCGUGUGCUCAUGAGGAGCCAUUGUGACCAACUGAAUGGUACAUGCGUCUAAUGGGCACACAUGGAUAGACAAGAGGGAGCCCAAAUGUAUCUGGCCCAUGUUGCAUUCCAGAUACAUGUAGAAUGUUGAGCAGUGGAGCAAUAUCUUUCAUGAGCGGUGCAACUGAGAU